Messenger RNA from Camellia sinensis, 1273 nucleotides. The record is from RefSeq and is a predicted model, not a curated record. Lineage: Eukaryota; Viridiplantae; Streptophyta; Magnoliopsida; Ericales; Theaceae.
AACCGACAAUACAUUUCCUAAGGAUCUUAGUAGCAUGCCUUUGUUGCAAGGAUUGAGGCUUAGCAGAAAUCCAAUCUGUAACUUACCAGAAAGCAUAAAAAAUCUUAGUGCGCUCAUGGAACUUGAUUUACAGCGCUGCACGAAGCUCCAAGCACUUCCAGAGCUUCCAAUGAGUUUAUUGGGAAUGACAAUAUAUGGAUGCAAGUCAUUGGAAAGGGUAACAAAUCUACCAAACCUGUUGAAUUCACUGAUGCUGAGCACAUAUGGUUGUGUAAAACUAGUUGAGGUUGAGGGAAUGUUCAGGUUGGAAUCCAUUGAUAAAAUUGAUUCAGAAACUAUGGACAACUUGGGCUUGUCUCAGUUGGAAUCCAUGGACUGCCUUGACAUGAAAUUGCUCAGUAAUCUUACAUUCACAAAAAGGAAAGUUCGAGAACUCCAGGUACUAUAUGAAUGCGGUAUAUACAGCAUAUUCCUUCCAGGGAAUGCGGUCCCAAGCUGGUUCAACAAUAAGAGUACGGGGUCCUUGAUAUCUUUUCAUGUGCCUUGGCUUCCCAAUCUCAAGACUUGGGGCUUGAAAAUAUGCAUUUGCUAUGCAGUUGCUUUGGAUUUCAAGAAGGCAACAUGGAUGAAUGGAUGUAUUAUAGUCAGCAAUAAGACCAAGGGUAAAAAAUGGACCUAUAGGCCAGCAUUCAUAGGCAUUGCAGAAGAAGGCAAAGAUAUUCUAUGGUUGAGUGAUUGGAAGAGUGGGAAUCAGCUAAUGGAACGUGGCGAUGAGGUGACUGUGUCGGUGAACAUGGAAGAAUAUUAUCAAGUGAAGGAAUUUGGAAUUCGAAUUGGGUGCAAUGAGCAAGAAAAUGAGCGAGAGGAUGGUACCCAACACGGGAAUGGCAUUGAUUUGUCAGUGUAUCAGAUGAGAGAAGGCCAAUAUUUUCUUUGCAAUCAUGAAGACUUUGUUAGGUCCAGUUGCUACUCAAGGAUAGCUGCAGGGUCGCGGUUGGACUUAGUUGAAACAUGUUUGUGUGGAUUCCAGUGUGAGAAACAUGCAAAGCAGUGGUACUGACAAAAUAAAAAUAAAGGUUAUUCUUGAUUUUUGAGGGUUACUAUAAGUGGUAUUGUUUUUACAUCAGAAUGUUUCAUUUGGAGGUUUUGCACUAAAGAUAUUAGUACUACACAAAAAUAGCUAUUUGGUCCCUCUAGUUGGAGGUUGAUGUUGCUUCUCCAUUUGACAUUGUCAUUGAUUUGGGCUGUUAAAAGUUCAUAAAAUUUUGUAUUU